Echinops telfairi (small Madagascar hedgehog) is the source of this 2315-nucleotide messenger RNA. RefSeq names its product protein arginine methyltransferase 5 (gene PRMT5). Bases 1 to 1914 code for a protein of 637 amino acids. Gene Ontology annotation, cellular component: nucleus; cytosol. Gene Ontology annotation, biological process: peptidyl-arginine N-methylation; regulation of DNA-templated transcription. Lineage: Eukaryota; Metazoa; Chordata; Mammalia; Afrosoricida; Tenrecidae. The transcript is spliced from 17 exons. The record is from RefSeq and is a predicted model, not a curated record.
AUGGCGGCAAUGGCGGUCGGGGGUACCGGGGGUAGCCGCGUGUCCAGCGGAAGGGACCUGAAUUGUGUCCCCGAAAUAGCUGAUACGUUGGGGGCUGUGGCCAAACAGGGGUUUGAUUUCCUGUGCAUGCCUGUCUUCCACCCGCGUUUCAAGAGGGAGUUCACUCAGGAACCUGCUAAGAAUCGGCCUGGUCCCCAGACACGAUCUGACCUACUGCUGUCAGGAAGGGACUGGAAUACACUAAUCGUUGGCAAGCUGUCGCCAUGGAUUCGCCCAGAUUCAAAAGUGGAGAAGAUUCGCCGGAACUCAGAGGCGGCCAUGUUACAGGAGCUGAAUUUUGGGGCAUAUCUGGGACUCCCAGCUUUCCUGCUGCCCCUCAAUCAGGAGGAUAACACUAACCUGGCCAGAGUUUUGACCAACCACAUCCACACUGGCCACCACUCUUCUAUGUUCUGGAUGCGAGUGCCCUUGGUGGCACCAGAGGACCUGCGGGACGAUGUCAUCGAGAACGCACCAGCGACACACGCAGACGAGUACAGCGGGGAGGAGAGGACCUGGAUGUGGUGGCACAACUUCCGCACUUUGUGUGACUACAGCAAGAGAAUUGCAGUGGCUCUUGAAGUGGGGGCUGACCUCCCAUCUAAUCAUGUCAUCGAUCGUUGGCUUGGGGAGCCCAUCAAAGCAGCCAUUCUCCCCACCAGCAUUUUCCUGACCAAUAAGAAGGGGUUUCCUGUUCUUUCCAAGAUGCACCAGAGGCUCAUCUUCAGGCUCCUCAAGCUGGAGGUGCAGUUCAUCCUCACUGGCACCAACCACCACUCGGAGAAGGAGUUCUGCUCCUAUCUGCAGUACCUGGAAUACUUGAGCCAGAACCGCCCGCCACCCAAUGCCUACGAACUCUUUGCCAAGGGCUAUGAAGACUACCUGCAGUCCCCACUCCAGCCGCUGAUGGACAACCUCGAAUCGCAGACGUACGAAGUGUUUGAAAAAGAUCCCAUCAAAUACUCACAGUACCAGCAGGCCAUCUAUAAAUGUCUGCUGGACCGAGUACCCGAGGAAGAAAAGGAAACCAACGUCCAGGUGCUGAUGGUGUUAGGAGCAGGCCGAGGUCCCCUGGUAAACGCCUCCCUUCGGGCAGCCAAGCAGGCAGACAGGCGGGUCAAGCUGUACGCCGUGGAGAAAAACCCAAACGCCGUGGUGACGCUGGAGAACUGGCAGUUUGAAGAAUGGGGGAGCCAGGUGACGGUCGUCUCUUCUGACAUGCGGGAAUGGGUGGCUCCCGAGAAGGCAGACAUCAUUGUCAGUGAGCUGCUGGGUUCCUUCGCCGACAACGAGCUGUCCCCUGAGUGCCUGGAUGGAGCCCAGCACUUCUUAAAAGAUGAUGGGGUGAGCAUCCCUGGGGAGUACACCUCCUUCUUGGCGCCCAUCUCUUCCUCCAAGCUGUACAAUGAGGUCCGAGCUUGUCGGGAGAAAGACCGAGACCCUGAGGCCCAGUUUGAGAUGCCCUAUGUGGUGCGGCUGCACAACUUCCACCAGCUGUCUGCACCACAGCCCUGUUUUACCUUCAGCCAUCCCAACAGAGAUCCCAUGAUUGACAACAACCGCUACCGCACCUUGGACUUCCCCGUGGAGGUGAACACAGUGCUGCAUGGCUUUGCUGGCUACUUCGAGACAGUGCUUUACCAAGACAUCACUCUGAGUAUCCGUCCCGAGACUCACUCUCCUGGGAUGUUCUCCUGGUUUCCCAUCCUCUUCCCCAUUAAGCAGCCCAUCGCGGUGCGCGAAGGCCAGACGGUCUGUGUGUGCUUCUGGCGCUGCAGCAGUUCUAAGAAGGUGUGGUAUGAGUGGGCCGUGACAGCCCCAGUCUGCUCUGCCAUUCACAACCCCACCGGCCGCUCAUACACCAUCGGCCUCUAGCCCUGCCUACAAGUGCCCAAAGCCGUGGAAGCAGCUUCCGGUUGUGCUCCUCUAGCUCAGAAGGUGCAGUGAUCACGGGGCCGUGGUUCCCCUUGGCCAUCCGAGAGGAGGCUGCCGGUCUGCUUUCCUGCCUCACACCAAAGUGGGCCGAGGAUGAGACUUUGUUGCAGGGCUCACGCUACCAAUCUGUGACGACUUCAGGCCAGGACUUGAAGAAUCCAGCUGGGUCUGAAGUCAGUCACCACCACCAGGCCCUCCGCCUCAAGAGCUCCCUGGGAGUCCUAAGAACAUUUGGAUGGAAUGCAUUUUCAGCCCUUUCUCUAUCCAUCUCUGUUCCCAUUUUGGUGGUUUGUGUAGGAGGAAAUACAAAUAAAGUGAAGUUGUGGCCUUUCCUGCUCUGA